This is a messenger RNA of Histoplasma capsulatum G186AR, 1399 nucleotides long. Its product is annotated as prolyl peptidase. Bases 53 to 1399 code for a protein of 448 amino acids. Gene Ontology annotation, biological process: proteolysis. The transcript is spliced from 9 exons. The record is from RefSeq and is a predicted model, not a curated record. NCBI's taxonomy places the organism in Eukaryota, Fungi, Ascomycota, Eurotiomycetes, Onygenales, Ajellomycetaceae. Gene Ontology annotation, molecular function: peptidase activity.
CAUACCCGCUGCUCUCCGCUAGAUAGUCUACCUUGAUCCGCCUACUUUCAUUAUGUGGCUCGCAAAGCUUGUCAGGUCGCAGGUCCAUUUUGUUCCAGGAAAAUUGAGAGUUACUGAACUUUUCUGGGAUGUCCCGCUGGAUUACGAUCGGCCUACUGAGGCCACCAUUCGGCUUUUUGGGCGGGCUGUAAGACGCCGUGAACCAGGGGUUGAUUUGCCCCGAGAUGAAAAGGUUUUACCUUGGUUUUUAUACCUACAAGGUGGUCCAGGAAUGCCAUCACCGGCACCACAGGACGUUGGCUGGGUGCAAAUGGUGCUUGAUAGGGGAUACCAGAUUCUUUUACUUGACCAGCGAGGGACAGGAUUGAGUGCUCCAAUUACGGCUGCUACUCUUGGCCUCGUAGGUGAUGCUGUUAAACAGGCAGAAUAUCUCAAAUUAUUCCGUGCGGAUAACAUAGUCCGGGAUUGUGAGGCUAUCCGCGAAAAUAUUACUUCUGAAUAUCCGCCUGAAAAGAAGAAAUGGAGCGUCCUUGGCCAAAGUUUUGGCGGGUUUUGCGCCGUUACGUAUCUUUCAAAAUUCCCGGAGGGCCUGCGGGAGGUUUUCACAACUGGAGGCCUUCCCCCACUUAGGAAGGGACCAGAUCCCGUUCUUGAGCGGACGUACGAAAAGGUCCAGGAACGGAAUGAAGCUUAUUAUUCCAAGUUCCCCGAGGAUGUCAGCAGAGUUAAUUACAUCCUUCGCUAUCUGAACGAUAACCGGGUCCAGCUACCGGCUGGAGUUCUCACGCCUUCUAGAUUCUUGUCGCUGGGGCUAUCAUUCGGAAUGCGAGGUGGCUUGGAUUCUAUUCACGAUAUCGUACUAAGAGUACAGAACGAGCUUGAAACGUUUAACCUUUUGACAACACCAACUCUUUCAAUUCUGAAUAAUGCUACCACCUUCGACAAUAAUAUCCUCUAUGCGGUGCUACAUGAAGCAAUAUAUUGCCAAGGGGAGGCGUCGAAUUGGUGUGCGGAAAGAUUGAUAGCAAGGUUCUCUCAAUUUCAGAACAAAUUCGAUGGAAGUCCGGUGUUUUUCACUGGGGAAAUGAUAUACCCCCACAUGUUUGAAUCUUCCGACGAGCUUGGGCAAGUCAAAGCUGCUGCAGACAUCAUUGCGGCAUAUAGCGAAUGGCCUGACCUCUAUGACGAAGCCCAAUUAGCAAAAAACGAAGUACCGGUAUUUUCAGCAACCUUCGUUGAUGACAUGUAUGUGCAUUACGCGUUGGCAGCGGAAACGGCAGCAAAGAUCAAAGGGUGCAAGCAGUUCAUUACGAACGUCAUGUAUCACAACGCCAUCCGUACGAACGCUGAUGAGUUGGUAAAACAGCUUUUCGCCUUGAGGGAUGACACAAUCGACUAG